Molecule: messenger RNA, 477 nt
Organism: Chilo suppressalis (striped riceborer)
Lineage: Eukaryota; Metazoa; Arthropoda; Insecta; Lepidoptera; Crambidae
Source: the annotation of a GenBank genome assembly
AUGACUUCGGACACACUAACAGCUCCGUCGCGCCUGCUCGAGCGCCCACUCAGCGAGCCCAUCGACAGCUUGGACGAAAUCGCCCUCCAAAUACCCAGUUCUAAAUUAAAAGAAAUGAAAAAUGAGGUUAGGGAGUUGAAGAAUUAUAUAGGUUCCUUGGGUGAUCAAUACGAAGACGUAAUGAAGGAAAAUAGUGAAACUAAAGCAUUGAUGAAGGAACUACGCAAAGAUAAUGACUAUCUAAAGACAUCAUUCGAAGAUAUAUCUCAGCGUUUGAACAAAAUGAAACAAAAAUUUAAUGAAGUAGAAUGUAAUGAAAUUGAUAAUGACAAUGAUGAUGAAGAUGUUUAUAAUAAUAACGAUGACGAAGAUCACGAUGAUAAUGAUGACGGACAUCAUGAUGAUAAUUAUAACGAUGAUCAUGAUGAUAGCGAUAGUGAUCAUGACGAUACUGAUGAUAAUAUGGGAAAACAAUAA